Syzygium oleosum is the source of this 4575-nucleotide messenger RNA. Its product is annotated as protein OBERON 4. The record is from RefSeq and is a predicted model, not a curated record. Lineage: Eukaryota; Viridiplantae; Streptophyta; Magnoliopsida; Myrtales; Myrtaceae. The coding region runs from base 511 to 4245 and encodes 1244 amino acids. The transcript is spliced from 2 exons. Gene Ontology annotation, cellular component: nucleus.
CCAUCAAUACCUAAUCUCGAUCAAUUCACCUCCACGUGGGUCUCCUCCUUUGCCCUCAUCUCCACCAUCUCCUUCCUUCCUUUCCUCCUCCGGAGGAUCCAUCGUCGCUCCCUCCUCCGUCCUCCGCUCCUUCUGUCCUCGGCCGGUUCCACCUCCGUCCUCCGCCCUAACUACCUCGCCCGCCCGCCGUGCGAGAUUCCCCCAUGUUCCUUGCUUCCUUCGAGGUCCACCCCCAUUUGGGCAAUUAGGGUUUUCUCCCGAAAUCCGCCCCCCACAAGGCUUGGUUUCCUUCGUAAAGCUCGAGUCUUUGGCUCUCCGCCUCCUCCUGCUGCUGCUGGUGCCGCCGCCGGAAGUGGAAAUCGACAUGAUCCCGGGGCUGCGGAUCGCGAUUCUGGAGCCCGUCGCUGUUCUUCGGCAGCUUCUCCUUUGAGCUGUUCCUGCUUCUUCUUCUUCUUCUUCUUCUUCUUCCUUCUUUUUUUGUUUGGCUUGCGGGUUUGAAGUGGUUGGAUCAUGAAGAGAUUGAGGUCGAGCGACGAUCUCGAUUACUACGGCGGCGGCGACAAGGGCGUCGGUAAAGACUCGGCUUCCAAUCGCUCCUCCUCCUCCUCCCACCGUAGCGGCGGCUUCUACUCCGGCAAGCCCGGCGAAGCGGCUCCUCCUCGCAAGGUGUUACUGGCGUCUUACUCGUCUCGAUACGACCGAGAUCGGCCCCUGGACGACGACGGCGGCCGCGAUGGCUUGAGGAUCCCGCGCAAGCGCUCCGACCACGAUUUGGAGCGCUACGAUCGCAGGAAGGGGUUGGGCUUGGGGUUUGGGCCCGAUAGGCACGCCGAGAGGAAGGGGCACGGUGUUGAUUUCGCCGAAAGAGAUGGGUACGGCGGAAAUCGCGGAUUUGCUCACCGAUCAGAUGGCUUCUGUGGCCCGAAGAAGGAGUUUCCCAAGGGAUUCCGAUCGGAGAGGGACAGAUCGAGGCGCGAAGGGAGCACUUCGUCGUCCUCUUGGCAGAGAUUUGGGAAUGGGAGCAAGGAUGUUGACGAGAGCAGAAGUAUCAGACCUGGAUUUAUGGAUGACAGGGACAGGAAGGCACUGAGGGAUGCGAAAUCUCCUACGUGGUCGAAAGAUUCGGGGAGUGAGCAAUCUCGAAGAGGUUUAAGAGAUGGAAAAGUGAGGGAGAAAGAGAAGGAUAAGUCGCCUAGCGUGUCGAAAGGUGAUUCGGGUAGUGAACAGCAGUCUAAGAUGAGGUCGCCGCCGAAAAAUCUGGAGGCCAGAGAGGUCAAGGCGAAGGAGAAGGAGAAGUCCCCGAGCUGGUCGAGUGAGAGGUCGAGUGUGGAGACCAAGAAGCCUGAGGAGUUGCUAGCUGAGAGUGGGAGUAGUAGUGAAAUGGAGGAAGGAGAGCUGGAACCGGAAGCGGCCGGUGAGGUUGGAUUGGCUCCUGAAGUUGGGAAUGGAGGAAGCCCCAAAAAGUCUGUCCAGUUGGAGUCUGAUCAUAGGGAAGUUGUAGAGAGUGAGGGUAGAGCUAAGGUUGCUGAAGUAGUCGGGAAGUCACUUUGUGAAGAAGAGAAGGAGUGCCCUGAAGAAAGUCCAGUUGAGGAGAAGAGGGAACACACAGACGAGGCCUUUCAAGAUCAUCGAAAGAUUUCAAAUGAUGAGAUGAGUGGGAGUAAUGGUGAGGAAAGUGAAACUGAAUCUGAUAGUGCGAUUGUUAAGGAUCGGGAGAUUCUGAAAGGGGAGGAAGAGAGUUGGGGAGGUCACUUGGAGUCUGCAGAGGAAGCUGUUCAUUAUAGGGUUCUUGGGAAGCACUUACAGGAUGAAGAACCUCCUAAACAAGACAAAGGUUUUGAUCUUGAACUCAAAGAAGAAGGUGCAGAAUCACAGGAGUUCAAACUAGGAGAGCCGGAAGGGUCUGUGUUGCCUGAAGAUAAAACUGGCCUGGCUGGAGAAAGGCUUGUACAUAGCUUCAAGGACAAAGGCAAGAGCGUUGCUUUUGUGCCAAUCGAAGUCGCUGAAGUUGCAGAAGAACGUUUAUGGGUUGAAAGAGAAUUUAGAGAUGUCGUGAGUAGCAGGGACAUGGACAUGGAAGGGCCGAGCACUAGGGGUUUUGAGUUGUUCUCGAGCUCUCCUGUUAGAAAGGCAGAAAAAUCAGAUAAUCCUGGCAUUCCUAGGCAGAAAGAUGACAAGCUCGGGAUGGAGCAACUUGAUCUCUCUCUGAGCUUGCCAAAUGUGUUGUUACCUAUUGGCGCUACAGGUGACAACACAGCUGCUGCUCCCGCCUCCCCUAGCCAAUGCAGAAGUGUGCAGUCCUGGUCUACUUUUCGUACUAACUCUGAAGGCUUCACCCAAUCAAUGUCCUUUUCGGGAUCUCAGUCCUUUUUUCACAAUCCAAGUUGUUCUCUUACUCAGAAUUCAGUAGAUUAUGAACAAUCAGUGAAGAGUCGCCCUCUGUUUCAGGGAGUUGAUUGGCAGGCACUAGCUCAGAACGAGGCAAAGCCUAAGGAAGCUCCGGUGUAUCAAGGAUCUCUCAGCAAUGGAAACGGUUCUCUUUACCAGUCUCAGGCCGUGCAGGGAAAUUCAAAUGGUGAGCUCGUCCAAGGGCUGAAUCUUAGGGUAUCAGAGGGAAGCAGUAAAAUGCUCAGUGGACUGGACAGGCAACUGAGUUUUAACAAACAGUUGAUGGGAGGGCAGACAAAGCGACACGAUGAUGUCAAGUCCCCUUCACAGAGUGUUGGAUCUCAUGAUCUGGGGACGAGUUAUGGCUUCGACAAGAAGCGAGCGGCGAGGGAGAAACAUGGUAGUAGCUUAUACAGGAGUGGUAGCCAAAAGGAGCACGAUCAACUGUUGAUGGGUGGAAGUGGAACUGAAUUUGUUGAGUCGCUAAUUGAGAAGAUAGUUUCGGAACCAUUGUAUGAAAUUGCAAGGAAAUUCCGCGAGAUGAGAGAAGAAUCUUUGACAUGUUUCAAAGAGAGUAUCCGGGAGUUAAUGGUUAAUAAAGAUAAGCAACGGCAACUAUGGGCUUUUCGAGAAGCGCUGCAGAACAGAUCAGACAUAACUAUUGAGAUGCUAUUGAAAUGCCAUCGAGCUCAGCUGGAGAUCUUGGUCGCCCUAAAAACUGGUUUGCCAGACUAUCUUCAACUCCAAUCUGGUCAUCCAUCGUCCGAUUUGGCUGAGAUUUUUCUGAACUUAAGAUGCAGAAAUCUUUCCUGUCGGAAUGCUUUACCUGUUAAUGAGUGCGACUGCAAGGUUUGUGUGAAGAAGAAUGGCUUUUGCAGUGAUUGUAUGUGCCUAGUCUGCUCCAAGUUUGACAUGGCAUCCAACACAUGUAGUUGGGUUGGUUGUGAUGUUUGUCUUCAUUGGUGUCAUGUGGAUUGUGCCAUUAGGGAAUCUUAUAUUAGGAAUGGACAUAGUGCAACCAGCACCCAAGGAAUGACAGAGAUGCAGUUUCACUGUGUUGCUUGCGAUCAUCCUUCUGAGAUGUUUGGAUUUGUUAAAGAGGUUUUUCAAAAUUUUGCAAGGGGAUGGAACGCUGAGAAUUUUUACAGAGAGCUUGAAUAUGUCAAGAGGAUUUUCCAUGCGAGCAAGGACUUGAGAGGGAGACGAUUAUGUGAAGUUGCCGAUCAGAUGCUGAUGAGAUUGGCAAAUAAAGCUAACCUUCCUGAAGUAUACAUUUACAUCAUGACUUUCCUGAAUGGAUCUGAUUCAGCCAAAUAUGAUAAAACUCUGGAUUCUGGCAUUGAACGAGGGAAGGGAGUCAACAAUGUGGCUGGAUCUAGCCAGGAUAUGUCGUGGGUCACAGCUGCGGUAGCGGAAAAAGUUCCUUUUCAAGGCGAACGUGUAUGCAGUACAAUUCCAAGCCCCAAUAUGGGCCGGAGUGAUAAGCAUGCUUUGGAGUUGGAGCUGCAGAGGAGUGAUAAGAAAGAACCAUUGUUCGAUGAGGUGGAAAGUAUUGUCAGAAUUAAACAAGCAGAAGCGAAGAUGUUUCAAAAUCGUGCUGAUGAUGCAAGAAGAGAAGCCGAUGGAUUGAAACGUAUAGCAAUGGCCAAGAAUGAAAAGGUUGAAGAGGAGUACAUGGCCCGAAUUGCAAAACUGCGCUUGCCAGAGGCUGAGGAAUUGCGCAGACAAAAAUUUGAAGAGCUGCAGGCAUUAGAAAGAGCCCAUCGAGAAUACUACAACAUGAAGAUCAGAAUGGAAGCCGAUAUUAAGGAUUUGCUAUCGAAAAUGGAAGCAACUCAAAGAAACCUUGCCCUGUGACAUUGAAUGUUUGACAGCACGUCUCUUGGAAGUGUCAAUUUUUCAGUUAAUUUUACCCGCUAAUGGCAAAGACAUAUGCUCCCUGGGGUUUGGAGGCAAACCAGAAUCUGUACAGGGACUGCAGCAUCUCCUCACAUGUAAUUUAACCAGUUCCCUUAGUCUAUGCAAAUAGGACUAGGACAUGUUCUAGCUUCUAUCGACUUCUUUUUGUUAGCACGGGCUUACAAUCAAAUGUUUAGUUUAGGAUUUCUUGAAUGAAGGAUUCUAUAUUCAUGUGUUGGGCAUGCAGUUUCCUGAACAAAGUUGGAAUGAGAUUUGUGAAUUAGGAAA